Cryptomeria japonica (Japanese cedar) is the source of this 1020-nucleotide messenger RNA. Its product is annotated as LRR receptor-like serine/threonine-protein kinase GSO1. NCBI's taxonomy places the organism in Eukaryota, Viridiplantae, Streptophyta, Pinopsida, Cupressales, Cupressaceae. The transcript has a single exon. Gene Ontology annotation, molecular function: protein binding. The coding region runs from base 1 to 1020 and encodes 339 amino acids. The record is from RefSeq and is a predicted model, not a curated record.
AUGAAAAUUAUUGCGUUGGCCGUGCAUUUUCUUCUCUUUUAUCUUCAACUUUGCUCCUCUGCACUUACCACUAACAAUGGAUCCUUUAAUGAUGAGCAGCCUCUACUUGCCUUCAAGAAUUCCAUCACUUUUGAUCCAAACAAAGUGUUAUCAAUUUGGGAUGCCAACACUAACGUCUGCAAUUGGACAGGCAUUUCAUGCAACAAGUUGAUGAGAGUGACUGAAAUUGAUCUUGGCAGUAGGGGUUUAGUGGGUUAUAUUUCUCAUUUCUUGGGAAAUCUUUCCCUUUUAGAAUUUAUAGAUAUCUCCAAUAACUCUUUCCAUGGUGUUAUUCCAGAGCUCGGCCAGAAGCUCAGCAAUCUACGAGGAUUGGUUCUUUGGGGGAAUCAGCUUAGAGGACCAAUACCCACAUCUCUGGGUAAUUGUUCCAAAUUGGAAAUUCUUUACCUCACUUUCAAUAAUCUCACGGGCACAGUGCCUCUUCAAUUGGGUAAGUUGAGCUCUCUCCAACGUCUUUUACUGGAUCAUAACUUCCUCACCAGCUCAAGGACUCUGCCGUUUCUUCCAGCUCUUAUUAAUUGCUCUUCCCUGCAAACCUUAUACUUGGGUUAUAAUUAUCUCGCUGAAGAUUUGUCCCCUUCCAUUGGCAAGCUGUCUACCAAUCUCUCUGUAUUCUCCUUAGGGUAUAACCUUAUAGGAGGGAGCAUACCUCAAGAAAUUGGGAAUCUUGCCAACUUGACAUAUAUGGAUUUUGCCGGUAAUGCGUUGACUGGCCCCAUUCCAUCUACACUAGGAAUGCUUCCGCAAUUGGAACAAUUGUUUCUGGGCCAAAAUAAAUUGCAGGGACCCAUUCCAAGCGAGAUUGGUGCCCUUAAGCGUCUAGGGCUACUUUCUCUCCCAUUUAACCUGCUUACUGGACAAAUUCCUCAUAGUAUUGGCAAUCUUCCCCAGCUAAGGCGCCUUCAUCUUCAUCACAAUCAAUUUGAUGGAAGGGUACCUUCCGCUCUUGGGAGAUGUUGA